Messenger RNA from Microtus oregoni (creeping vole), 2519 nucleotides. It is a transcript of the gene Vps37b, whose product is annotated as VPS37B subunit of ESCRT-I. The transcript is spliced from 4 exons. The record is from RefSeq and is a predicted model, not a curated record. The coding region runs from base 75 to 932 and encodes 285 amino acids. Gene Ontology annotation, biological process: protein targeting to vacuole; protein targeting to membrane; ubiquitin-dependent protein catabolic process via the multivesicular body sorting pathway. Gene Ontology annotation, cellular component: ESCRT I complex. NCBI's taxonomy places the organism in Eukaryota, Metazoa, Chordata, Mammalia, Rodentia, Cricetidae.
UGAGGGCGGCGCUUCCGGUCGGCGGAGCACGGCGGCCAGAGUGGCGGCAGCGGCGGCGGCGGCCGAGUGGCGGGAUGGCGGGCGCCGCGAGCGAGUCGCGCUUCGCGGGGCUGUCGCUCAUGCAGCUGCACGAGCUGCUGGAGGACGACGCGCGGCUCGGUGACAUGGUCCGGGGGAUGGAGGAGACGCAAACGGUUCAGCUUAACAAAGAGAUGACACUGGCUAGCAACCGGAGCCUGGCGGAGGAAAACCUUUUGUACCAGCCCCAGCUGGAUGCGCAGAAAGCUCGCCUGACCCAGAAAUACCAGGAACUCCAGGUUCUCUUUGAGGCCUAUCAGAUAAAGAAGACCAAGCUAGAUAAGCAGUCAAACAGCGCUUCCUUGGAGACUCUGUUAGCACUUCUUCAAGCAGAAGGGGCCAAGAUUGAGGAAGACACUGAGAACAUGGCAGAGAAGUUUCUGGAUGGAGAGCUUCCUCUGGAUGCCUUCAUUGACGUCUACCAGAGCAAGCGGAAGCUGGCACACAUGCGGCGUGUGAAAGUGGAGAAGCUCCAGGAGCUGGUGCUGAAGGGACAGAGACUCCCACAGGCCGGAGCCCCAGUACCGCCCAGGGUGCCUGAGCCAUCGACUGCCACCUCCCUGCCCUACCCGUCUCUGGAGGCCACUGGACUCCCUUCUGUCGUGCCUCGGCGCAUCCCACCACCUCCACCCCCGGUGCCCGCAGGACACAUAGCCACCCCAUUCACUGCUGCCAUGGGCUCAGGACAGGCUUCUCCAUACCCAGGAUUACAGUGCCCACCUCUGCCCCCCAGGGUGGGCCUCCCCUCUCAGCAAGGAUUCUCUGCACAGUUGGUGUCGCCAUACCCACCAGCCCUGCCCCAGAGACCCCCUCCACGGCUGGCUCCACACCAGCCGGGCUUCAUCCUCCAGUGAGCUCUGGCGUCUGUUCUUCUUGCAAGACACCCUCUGCCUGCCAUGCCAAGCUCUGCAAUGGAGGCUGCGGAGUCCAGCAUCUGGGCCAAUGGCUUGGGUGCCCUGGGUCAGUGUGUCCAUCCGAUUUUAGAACUGUAGGUCCGUGGUAAGUAACGAGAGCGAGUUUUGUGGACCAAGGGAGCUCUCUGUGCCAGGCCACUGUCUGGCACGCCCUGUCAUCACAUGGGUCUGUGCUCUGGGUGUGAUUUCUAAAUAUCUAGUGUUGAUGGACUUGUGCAUCUGGAAGAUAAACCUUCCCUCCAGUUUAGAGUCAUGGCCCUCCUGUUGCAGCUUUAUUUAAUAAGCAUGGUUAAUUAUAUCUGUUUUAUUUUCAAGUCUUGGUCUACCAGCUGCUAUGGUGCCGGUAAAGGCUGGUUUACACUGGCCAGCCUGGAACAUGUGCCCACAGCCAGGCCUUGCUGGGCACCUGUGCUGUCCACUCAGUCUGUGCCAUGCAGGUUCAUCAGUCACCUCUCCUCCCGCCAGACUGGAUGCUCUUGGUUCAAAACCGUGAGCAUAGUUUGCACUUGGCUGCCGUGUGCAGAGGCCAGGAGAGCUGUGGCUCUGGGUGAGGCGGUGUGAGCUGGACUUUGCACAGCAGAGUCCUCAGCCCUCACUCACACCUCAAGUCUCAUGAUGGUUUCUGUGAAAAAAAAAAAAAAAACUCAGUGUUUUUACUACACUUGUAAUUUUCCUGUUUUAUAUUUGGAAAGGAAACUUUUUUGACACUCUCAAGACCAUUCAGGGAAACUUUUUUAAAAAUGCAGAGACUGUUUCGAGCUGGUUAAAAAUGCAGAUUUAUUGAGUGCCGCUUCCUGUCAGGCGAGCAGUGCAUGGUCACAUCCGUCAGUGCCCGUGCUGUGCCUUAGCUUCUCUUGGUGCCGGGACUCAGAUGCCUGCAGUGGGCCUCAUUGCUUUGUGAUAGGUCAGAGGAGGCCCAUCUACCUUCAACCAGGAUACUCUCGGAAGUGUUCUCUGCCAUCGCUGACAGUGCUGCAGGUGCUGGCCAAGAGCACAGAAGGGGUUGGGAAAAGCCCACCUCACGGGAAUGACAGCGGUGGCUCCUUCCUCUCUGGGAUCUCAUCUGCAGGUGCCACGUAUGCAGAGUUCCCAGGGCCCAGGUGGGGGAGGGCCAGCAACCACACCUGUUCCCAGAAGAGGGCUGUGUGCCUGUCGGUAGAAGUUAGAGCCCUUCCCGUACCCUGCCAGCUGGCCUCAACCCAAGGUGACAGGGCAGAACUGGUUAGAGAGCCUGUCCCUAGCGGUAGCGCCAGCCCCUGUCCCCAAGUCUGUCCUCCUGCUCCUGGAUUGGACCCUACUGGAGCUGUUGUAAAGAGACAAAGCUGUAUGUACCACCUCGAUACCUCUGCCACCAGCUGCCGCCGGGAGCGCCCACUGCCCCAGUCACGGGCUGCAACCACAUGGGAGCUCCAGGAGGAUGUGGUGAGGGGCUGCCAGGCUGACCUUGCCAUCACUGCCCAGGGCCAUAUCUGGCACCGGGGUUGUAAAGCUGUAGAACUCUUAAUAAAUUGAGAAUUAUUAAUUUCA